This is a messenger RNA of Patiria miniata (bat star), 2665 nucleotides long. Its product is annotated as alpha-L-iduronidase-like. The transcript has 15 exons. The record is from RefSeq and is a predicted model, not a curated record. Gene Ontology annotation, molecular function: L-iduronidase activity. Bases 241 to 2169 code for a protein of 642 amino acids. Gene Ontology annotation, biological process: carbohydrate metabolic process. Lineage: Eukaryota; Metazoa; Echinodermata; Asteroidea; Valvatida; Asterinidae.
GUUAGAUUUAGAUCCGCGAAGAAUCUGCUUGGCUAGCCCUCCAAGAUCAGCGACGUUUUCCUGUAGUUUUAUCGGCAAUCUCGGGUCCAUAUCUAGCGGCUGUUGCUGCGCAGCUUGAGACGGCCUACUUGAGCUCUUCAAACUACCUACCGGUAGGCAACACCACUGAUUAUAAGGAGAGUUAACAACAGAAGCAUCAAGAUCCUGUUUGAAAUCAGCACACAGUUGUCUCCAGACAUCAUGAGGCUUGCCGAUGUAUAUGUUUCGUGUAUCCCAUUGAUGAUGUUGGUAGUGUCUAUUUCAGCUUGGAAGUACAAUUUCCUUGUUGAGGUAGAUAAGACAGUGGCCGACCUCAACAACUUUUGGGCCAGUACAGGUUUCUGCCCUCCCCUUCCACAUCAGAAGUCAUCUGAGUAUUUUUUGAGUGAAUCUGAAGUACAGAAUUUGAUUUUGCUUGGCUCUGUGCCUCAUGGAGGCAUUCAGCAGGUCCGUAUACACUGGCUGCUAGAUCUCAUCCAACUCAGUGUUGACAAUUCGACAGGUCAGAUCAGCUUCAACUUUGACCUGCUAGAUCAGCUGAUUGACCGACUAUGGAGCAAUGGAUUGCGGCCAGGCUUUGAGCUCAUGGGGAACCCAUCUAACUGGUACACUGACUUUGAAGAUGCCCAUCAGGUCUACAUGUGGAAAGACAUGGUCACAGUGUUAGCCAAGAGAUAUAUAGAUAGAUAUGGUCUGGAUUACGUGGCAGAGUGGAAUUUUGAAUCUUGGAAUGAACCAGACAAUAAGGAUUUUGAUAAUCUGAACUUCACAGUAAAAGGAUUCCUGAAUUACUAUGAUGCUUGCUCUGAAGGUCUGAGAGCAGCGAGUCCCAAGCUGCGUUUUGGUGGACCAGCAGGAGGUUGCCAUGAUCCCUCACACUCAGUCAUAUGCUGGGCAUUGUUACAACACUGUGAGAAUGGAACUAAUUACUUCACUGGGGAGAACGGUGUACGCAUUGACUUCAUCUCCUUCCAUCAUAAGGGUAAAGGUCAUUCCAUGUACAUUUUAGACAAAGAGAUUCAAACCAUUGAAUACAUACAGAGAAACUAUCCACGUUUGUCCGGCGUUCCAAUAUUCAAUGAUGAGGCUGAUCCAUUGGUUGGAUGGAGCAAGCCAGAGCAAUGGAGAGCUGAUGCUACAUACGCUGCAGUGGUGGUCAAGGUCAUUGCUCAGCACCAGAAUCUUCUGAUCAGACAACGGCCUGACAUGAACUACACGCUGCUUAGUAAUGACAAUGGCUUCCUGGAUUUCAACCCUCACUUCUUCACUCAGCGGACAUUAGUGGCUCGGUUUCAGAUGAAUAAGACCCAUCCACCUAGCAUACAAACUGUCAAGAAGCCUGUGCUGAGUGUGAUGGGCCUCCUGGCGUUACUUGGAGAGAUGCAAGUGCAAGUCAUACCAGACACUGGCAGAGAUGUAAAUAAUGACAGUGACGUCGGCAUCUUAGCAUCAGUGCACCACCCAUCCAGAGCCAAUGGAUCAUAUGACAGUUGGCAGGGGAGCAUUAUCAUCUACAACAGCAAUGACACCAGCAAUCUGGCAGGCAUGGACAGUGUCAAACUCACUAUCAAAGGAGUGCCAACAACAACCCAAAAUGUGGUGUAUGUUGUUUAUCUUGUCAAUAACACACAUGGCAACCCCUACAGACUGUGGAAGAUGUUUGGCAAACCUGUCUAUCCAACUAGAAAGCAAUUCCUAGAAAUCAGAAAACAUCAGGAUCCUGUGAGAAUCGAAGGACCGGCUCUUUUCACAGCCCCACAGAUGAUAUUUACUUUCAACUUGAGCAAACCAGGGGUCAUGCUGUUCCAUGUCUGCACCAAACCCACUGGCAGUCCACCUCAGGUCCAGGCCCUCAAACUCCAUGCUGUCACACAGAGUGACGUUCUGCUACACUGGGAUGACGUUCCUUCACGUUGCCUCUUAACAUAUCAGGUGGAAUUAUCUGCUACAGAGCAAGGGCAGUAUCUGCAAAUCAGUGAUGUUGAUUUCAUAUUUACAUCGUAUCUCUACUCCAUUGAUACGGGAAAUCAGAUGUCGUCCAAUGUCUCCACCAAAGGCUGGUACCGUGUGAGGGCAGUUGACUAUUGGAAUCAGCCUGGUGACUAUUCAACACCCGUUGAGUUGAAAUGAGACACACGUCAACUGUGUUUACAUUGAGCAGCGUUGAUCACGACUUCCAGAUCUGUGAGUGUCUCAUGUUGUAAACAGCAAUCCCACCUGCACGCUGUGACAUUUUUUGGCAAGUUUUAGGUGUAGCAUAGUCAAGUGAAAACAAGGGAAAAUGUGCAGUCUAAGCAUACAAUUCAGUUUUCUUUUAAAUUUGUGUACAUAAUUAUUCCUUACAUUACUACACAACAAAACAGUUUCACAUCCAAGACUAGAAUAUAAGUCAAGUGUGCAAUGGAUUGUAUUGUGUAUCACUGGAAGUGAACUUUAGUACUGAGUGGUUUAUUUUAUGAAUGCUUUUUACAUUGUAGCUCAGCAGAACUGAAUGAUGAACCUGUAUAAAUAUUUUUAAAGGUAGAGUACAUAAUUUGCAGCUAUCCAAAAAGUAACUGACGGAGUUUUUGGUGAAAAGCGUAUUUGGUUUAAAAAAAGUAAUAGUACUACACUCCCUGUGAAAUUA